AUGGAAUACCCAUGCUCUCCUUUUUCGCAUCAGACUUGUCAGGUCGAUGUUGUAUCCCAGCAAUCUCCCGUCAGUUUCGUACCCUAUUCCCCAUGGGAUGUCGACCUUGCUAUGUUGCGGAACGAAGAGGACAUUUUAGAGAAUGGAUUGGCCACCUGCGUUACAUAUCUUCUGGCUCUGCGCAAAAAGCUUGCUCGAAACGAAAGGUCGCUGAACUUGGAUCCGCCACCGACGCGCACAAAACGCAAAAAGAUGGAACAGAGCAAGCGUAUGUUGGAAAGAGAGAUCCAAAACCGCCAGCGGGACGAACAAGCUUUUUUGAACAACCUUCAGGCUUGCAAGACGAACAUGUAUCUCACGGGAGGCAUCUGGAACCAAUCUACGGGUGUGUUCCCAACAAUGGCAGACUGCGCUUCCAGCAUGACGCAGCAAUCUUGCGAUGAUUCGGCACCCACUGAGGUCAGUUGGAAUGGAUGGGCCGAUGAUUCGGUGUCUCCGUUUGAGAAGUUGCGCAGCAACGCAGUUGUGCUCAAGGAGGUUGCACCCGACGAGCAGGAUCAUCAUGAUAACUCAGCAGCUCAGAUGAGGUCUAUAUCUUUACGAGUCCAUGAGCCAACGCUUGCUGUCUCCGUGUCCCAAGAUUACAUUGGCUUCAAAGGUGGUCGAUCGUCACUCAGUCCAGAAGCAAUAGUCUUCGAGCCGAUCAUCGAUGCGACAGGACAAGACGACCAACCCAAGAUCCAGCAGCUAGAGUGCGCCAAAGGAGAUAGCGCUUUGCAAAGAAGGCGAGUGACGGUUGCGAGCGUGCAUAGUUCAUUCAAAAAUCUUUCAUUACACACAAGGUCUGGGCACGAAGACGAACAAACCCAAACGUGGUACAACACCACCCCACAACGAAGCCCUCGGGACCGCACCAGAAUUGAGACUUGUGAGAGAUGCAGAUCUACUUCACUCUAG
Parastagonospora nodorum SN15 is the source of this 957-nucleotide messenger RNA. RefSeq lists its product as hypothetical. The record is from RefSeq and is a predicted model, not a curated record. Lineage: Eukaryota; Fungi; Ascomycota; Dothideomycetes; Pleosporales; Phaeosphaeriaceae. The transcript has a single exon. Bases 1 to 957 code for a protein of 318 amino acids.